Lytechinus variegatus (green sea urchin) is the source of this 2491-nucleotide messenger RNA. Its product is annotated as neuronal acetylcholine receptor subunit beta-3-like. Gene Ontology annotation, cellular component: postsynaptic membrane; neuron projection; synapse. The coding region runs from base 632 to 2293 and encodes 553 amino acids. The record is from RefSeq and is a predicted model, not a curated record. Gene Ontology annotation, molecular function: acetylcholine-gated monoatomic cation-selective channel activity; transmembrane signaling receptor activity. NCBI's taxonomy places the organism in Eukaryota, Metazoa, Echinodermata, Echinoidea, Temnopleuroida, Toxopneustidae. Gene Ontology annotation, biological process: signal transduction; monoatomic ion transmembrane transport; regulation of membrane potential. The transcript has 7 exons.
AUACACACUCAACCGCCCCCUCCUCGCAUCAACCGUGGUGUGAUGAUAAAAUAUCUCAAGGGUUAUCGUACCUUUGGUGACGAUACGCAAACGACAAGCGGGGCUAUUUUUGAUCGACGCAGCGGCGACCAUAAACUGCAACAAUUUGGAUAAACAUCUCGACCACCGUUAUCGCCCCCUCACGGUUAAUCGAGAUCGCCGGCUGGUCGAAACGACACUGACGGUGACUUUAAGUUGACUUUUAGGAAGAGUGGCGUUCACUUUCACGCCAGUCAUCCUCUUCGCAGGGUUAUUUUGAUGUCGCCAAGACUUUGGAAGAUUGGUUGUUUGUUAAGAAACUCCUGAAUAUGGCGGUAACAAACAAGGGCACCGGUCGUCGCCAAAGUCCAUUCACGUAUUAAAUACACAACGGCGUUGUUUGUUUAGAGACAAAUACAUUUUGAGUUAUCUCUUCAAGACAAUUCACGGAUACAUUCGAGCACCUGUUAAUGAAUCUUAUCAACUCGUGUUGUUGAAUUUAAUUGGAAUAUCAUCAAAGCAUUUUGGAAUACGUCUUAAGUUGGAUACAUUCAUCAUCUUCUUUAAAAGACCUUUAUUUCACAGGAUCUCGACUGUACAGACAUUUGGAAUUAUGGAAUCAAAACUUGGAUAUAUACCGCUAGUGAUUGCCGUCAUUUGUUCUUCCUUUAUCCUUGAGAGUCAUUGCUCGAAAUCUGCUGAAGAUUUAUUCGACAAAUUAAUGAAUAAAUACAACCGAUUGAUUCGACCAGUAGCUAAUGAUUCAGAGGUGCUGGAUGUAUAUAUCGGCCUUGCCCUGUCACAGCUUGUUGAUAUCGAUGAGAAGAAUCAGAUCAUGGUUACAAGUAUCUGGUUAAAACAGCAAUGGACGGAUUACAGACUAGUGUGGAAGCCUGAAGACUACGGGGGUAUAACCUACAUCCAUUUUCCCAUCGAGGAUCUAUGGGCGCCAGAUCUAGUUCUUUAUAAUACAGCGGAAGGCGCAUAUGCUGUAGAGGUGAUGAACAGUGCCGUGGUGUUCUACGAUGGGUUGGUCACUUGGAAACCUCCAGCCAUCUUUCGCAGUUCUUGCAGCAUCGAUAUUGAGUACUUCCCCUUCGACGAGCAGCGCUGCAUCAUGAAAUUCGGUUCCUGGACCUACGCCGGUGACGUCGUUGACCUGAUCGCUCUAAAGGCCAACGUUGAACGAGAGAACUACCGAGAGAAUGGUGAGUGGGAGAUCGUGGAAGCACCCGCAGCCAGGUCGGCCAUCAAGUACCCCUGCUGCACGGAAAUCUACAUCGACGUCACCUACACAUUCGUGCUGCAUAGGAAUCCUUUGUUCUACAUCAUCACCUUGGUGAUCCCCUGUGUGCUAAUCUCGUUGAUGACUGCCUUGGUGUUCUACCUUCCCUCCGACGCUCAGGAAAAGAUCACCCUCUCCAUCUCCGUUCUCCUUGCUCUGAUUGUGUUUCUCCUGUUGAUCCCUUCCCUCAUUCCACCAACCUCAAAGACCAUACCCCUCAUCGGUCGAUACAUGCUCUUCACAAUGGCCAUGGUGUCUCUGUCCAUCCUGGCCACAGUCGUCACCAUCAACGUCCACUUCCGCAGCAUCACCACCCAUGAGAUGCCUCCAUGGAUGAAGAAGUGGUUCUUGGAUUACCUACCUCGGGCGUUCUGCAUGGAGAGACCUGAUGGACUGAAGGCUAGGAAGGAGAAGAAGAUGAAGAAGAAGCUGCAGAAGGAAGCGAUCAGGAAGUACAACAACCCGUACAUGUACUCUCCCUCUUCAUCGUCAGGCGUCUGGGAAGAAAGAUCCGGGAACUAUGGUCAGAAUGGCAACUACAGAAUGUAUAAUGGAAAACCCUACAAUAAACUAGAGCUUCGAACGAUCACGCCAUCCCUACGGGAAGAGAUCGAAGGCCGUGAAGUAGAGAACACCACGAUGCGACGAUUCCGAGCGGACUCCAGCGAUUCCGACGACGGUAACUCAAGGAGUCGUGAACGAGAGUGGAAAGCGCUCCUAGGAUCUCUUCAGUAUAUCAAAGAUAACAUCAAUUACGAGGAUGAUGUUGACCAGUCGGAGGAGGACUGGAAAUUCGUAGCCUUGGUCAUCGACCGUAUCCUUCUAUGGGUCUUCCUCUUCGUAGCCGUUCUGGGUACGAUAGUCGUCUUCAUCGAGGCACCCAUCUUCUGGGAGAAGAGCGAUGCCCAUCCCAAAAUCGUCUACGAGGAACCUAUCCUCCUUUCCAGUCUAACAUCCGAAGAAAUAAAAGCAGGGGCAAGCGCACGAUAGCUGCUGAACUAUCGACGUCAUUAUAAGGACGUUGGAAUCCACCGUUAUACCAUGAUUUAGCCUUUGUACAGAUGACAUUUUAAAGAAAGAAAUUUCUCUUCGAUUAAGAGGCCCGUAUUCUAAAGUCGGGUUUGAUUUAAACUCUGGUUUAAGGCUGUGGGUUAACUAUGGAAUAGCGGCAUAAUUCUUUAAAAGUAU